AUGCUUUUGCCGUAUUAUGGCGGACGCUUCGUCGAGAUGGUCGGCCGUCAGGAAGGAGUGUCGAUGGAUGCGCUAAACCAGGUGACAGCCGAAAUCCUGGUCGUUGCCGUCGCUUCUUCACUCACCUCCAUGAUCCGAGGUGCUUUGUUCGUCCUCGCCGGCGAGCGCAUCGUCUGCGAGCUGAGGAAGCAGGUUUUCCGAGCUCUGCUCCGCCAAGAGAUUGCCUUCUUCGAUGUGCAGACAACUGGGGCAUUGGUGUCCCGGUUGACAAAUGAUACCGGCACUUUGCAGAAUGCCGCGAGCUCGAACAUCUCCAUUUUCCUUCGCAGCAGCGCUAGCCUGCUGUUGUCCGUGCUCGUGAUGCUCGUGACUUCUUGGAAGCUGACCUUAGCUAUGCUCGUCACAGUGCCAGUCGUUAGCAUUCUGGCCGUGUUCAUGAGUCAGAUCUCCCAGCGCGUGAGCAAGAAGUACCAGGAUGAGACCGCAGAAGUCGGAAAUCUGGCCUCAGAGACUUUUGGCAAUCUUCGCACAGUCCGUGCUUUCAGCUCCGGAGAAAAGCUGAUGGACAAGAAGUAUUGUGCUGCAAGUGAUCUCGUCUACCGAUAUGGACGACAGCGAUCGAUGAUCUACGGAGCAUGGUCUGGCGUAGUCGGCAUGCUCUUCUUCGUGGCUUUCACCAUUGUGCUUCGGUACGGUGCGACCCUCGUCCACGAGGGAGAGAUGACCUCCGGGCAGCUGAUCUCCUUUGUCCUCUACACGGUCAGCUUGUCCGGCUCUGUGGCCAUGCUUGGCAGCAUCAUGCCCAGCUUCGCUUCCGCCAUUGGUGCAACUGUCAAAAUCUUCGAGAUCAUUGACCGGGAACCGGCCCAGUCAGAGGGCCAAGUGGAUCCUGGCGACUGUCGGGGGAAGGUGGAGUUCCAGGGCGUCUCCUUUGCUUACGUCACCCGCCCAGACCAACAGGUCUUGAAAAAGGUGAGCUUCACCGCCGAGCCUAACCAGGUCGUGGCCCUUGUGGGUCAGUCUGGGAGCGGCAAGAGCAGCUGUGUUUCGCUGCUCCAGCGACUCUAUGACUGCCAG
Symbiodinium necroappetens is the source of this 1077-nucleotide messenger RNA. The record is from the annotation of a GenBank genome assembly. Lineage: Eukaryota; Dinophyceae; Suessiales; Symbiodiniaceae.